Molecule: messenger RNA, 1718 nt
Organism: Chaetomium fimeti
Lineage: Eukaryota; Fungi; Ascomycota; Sordariomycetes; Sordariales; Chaetomiaceae
Product: PIG-X
Exons: 3
Coding region: 219-1718 (499 amino acids)
Biological process (GO): GPI anchor biosynthetic process
Cellular component (GO): endoplasmic reticulum membrane; glycosylphosphatidylinositol-mannosyltransferase I complex
Molecular function (GO): mannosyltransferase activity
Source: RefSeq, a predicted model, not a curated record
GCUGUGCCUGGACAGCCCGAGACAGCCCGAGACAGCUGGCGGAGGUAAGCUUGGCGGGAGCUGACACCUCCCUCUCUCAUCUCACCGACGACCAGAGUUGCUUUCUGAACCGCUGAAUUGCUUAAUUGCUAAAUUGCUGAUUAAGCUGGCCGAGGUCUGAAUCAACAAUCAUUGUGAGAGUCGGUUCUCAUUUAAGCCAUCGCCAACCCACCCAAGUCAUGCGCGAGCGAAUCACCUAUGUCCAGAAGUUGGGCGACUCACUGGAGCCAUCGGCGGUGAGAGUCGAUGACGACGUAAUCCAAGGUCCUGAGGUGCACGCCGUCCGUGAGGACAGGUUGACCAUUGCCCUUGAUGAACUCCCUUCAGAGCUGAGGACAGUGGUUGCGGGUACCCAAGACCUCCAUAUCCGAUGGGUCAGCACCGCAGCGUAUGGGACAGUCAGCCCGCUGCUCACAAGACUGCCUCCUGGCUUCCAUCUCUUUUUCACUCCAGGGAGGAACCAUGCUGUCACGGACGGGCUAUGCUCGAUACUGAGCGGCAUAUUUGGGGACAUAUCUUGCACCACUCCUGCCGAAUCCUUCACAGCCGUCCAUGAAGACCGCUUUCAGUACUUCCAGGAGCUUAACGAUUUGUCACACUUCAUCCAAUAUGCCAAGGGCCAGCUAUGCGGGCCAAGCGACGAGUCCUGCUCUGCCAGGCUAGACACCCUCUCGGAAGCCGGCUCGCUCGACUUAUCAUACGACAUCUCUCAGAAGGUUCUGCGGGUUACCGCCCUCUGGCCUUACCAGCGCCAACACGUGCACGCCACAUCCCGCCCGAAGGUCCGGACGGAAGUCGGCAUCCUGUCUACGGACAAACCGAAAACGCUUGAGGCACAUGAGAUCGGCAUCUCAGGCCUCCUCACCGUCCUAGGCCAAGACUCGACGCCCUCCCCAACCAUGUUCUCCUUCGCCUCGCGCCACCGCGAUGCCGAGUCGGCCUUCUCGGCCGAGUUCCUCACCCCAACCGGCCUGCACCCAACCCUCCAGCUCCAGCUCACCUCGGCCAACCCACCCCCCUCCACCGCCGACGAAGACGCCACCUGCACGCCCUACGCCUACCUCACGCUCCCGCGCACCAUCUUCGCGGACAAGUACCAGCUCUCGGACCCGCUGUUCCUCGCCUCCAAGAACCUCACCGCCCUGCGCCACACCACCCAGCCCGUCGACCUCGAGGCCCCCGAGUAUGCCAUGGCCCAGUGGGGCUCGACCGUGCUCCUCGAGCUAUCUCCUCCUCCUCCUACACAGCCGCACCAACAACAAGAGGGGGAAUGGACGGCGUCCAUCCCCCUCCACCUGCGCUACCUCGCGCCCGCGCCCGGCGGCUACGCCACCGCCGCCGUGCCCUACCCGGCCGUGUUCUGGGCGUGCGAGCCCGCGCAGGGCGGCACGGUGUUCCCGCCGAACCCCUUCGAGAGGACGCACCUGGGGUAUGACGGGCUGUUUCGCGGGGACACGGUGUUUUGGCACGUCGAGCCGCGGCCGGCGGCCGGGGGCGGGCUGCUGGUGAACGAGGUGAGGGUGCCGGUGCUGGAUGUGGACAGGGCCGGGUGGGUGAACGCGGGCACGGCGGCGGCGGUGUUGGUCGGCUUCGCGUGGGUUGUGUGGAAGAUUGUUGGGGUUUGGGCUGGGGGGGUUAAUGGAGGGGGUGCGGAGGAGAGGGAGAAGAAGAGACAGUGA